Chara braunii is the source of this 1613-nucleotide messenger RNA. Lineage: Eukaryota; Viridiplantae; Streptophyta; Charophyceae; Charales; Characeae. The record is from the annotation of a GenBank genome assembly.
CCGUGCACUAGCAGCAGCUAGAAAAACAGCAAACGCCGCAACUAGGGAACAGGCUGCAGCAGCAGUCAAGGCAGCAACCAUGACUAGUUCAGCAACAUCCUCUGCUGCGUUGUCUGGGACCAAUGGGACCCAGUUCGGAAUGCCAACAGGGUCCACGGGUACUUCCAGUUCGUUAGGUUCUCGUUAGUCUACAAGUCAAAUGGCUGGCUCGCAGUUCAGCCCGUUAACUCCUCGCGAAAGGGAGCUCAGGGAGCUUCAGCAGGUCGAAAGGAUCCGUGAACAGUUAGAGACGGACCUGAAGAAAGCUACCGAUAGAGAAAAGGAAAUCAAAAAUAGAACAGCCAGGCUUGAUACGUUAGAGGCUGACAAAGCUGAGCUAGAGGGCUUGAAUGACUCUGGGAUGAAUGAACCCAUGAAAGUGUUGAGGAACAACAUGUUGUCGCUGCAUGCGCACGUGGACAACAGGUUGGACUUUAUACAGCGCACUCUAGACCAGAUCCUGGAUGCUUUGACAAGGCCAGGAUUUAGGCCACCAGCACAAUCGCCGUUGCCGUUAUCGGUGAUGUCAGGCCCCUUUCCAGUUCAAGCUGGUACACAACCAAGUGAUAAGUUUGUCAUAGUGUACCUUGACGAUAUUCUGAUCUUUGGCAAGUCUGCCGAGGAGCACGCACAACAUGUUGAGACUUUACUUUCACUUAUGCGACAGCACAAGUAUAAGGUCAACUUAGAAAAGUGUGAGUUUGGUCGCACUAAGAUACUAUACUUGGGUCAUGAAGUAUCUGCGGAGGGGAUUAGGCCGGAAGACGCGAAGGUGGCUAGUAUUCGAGACUGGCCACGACCUCAGACUCUCACUGAGGUCAUAUCUUUCUUAGGAAUGUGCGGCUACUAUAGGAUCUUCGUAAAAAACUAUUCUACAGUCGGCUCUCCUUUGACUGAUCUAACUCGACUUGACACGCCAUGGGACUGGAGUGAUGAGUGCGAGGGUGCUUUCAAGAGAUUGAAGCAUGCACUCAUGAAUCAUGAGGUUCUCAUGGUUCCCGAUCCUCAGAAGCCAUUCAUAGUGACCACUACCCAAUACGGCAUUGGAGCAGUACUGGCUCAACAAGAUGGGAAAAAGUUGAGACCGAUUGAGUAUAUGAGCAAGAAGAUGCCAUCAAAGAAGUUGGCAAAGUCCACCUAUGAAAGGGAACUAUUUGCUCUAUAUAAAGCACUUGUCCAUUGGAGACACUUCCUAUUGGGAAGGUUCUUCUACUUGAGAACUGAUCAUCAGACCCUCAAAUGGAUCAAGACUCAACCGGCUCUUUCUGAUGCACUCAAGCGAUGGAUUGAGGUCAUAGACCAGUAUGACUUCAAGCUUGAGUACCUGAAGGGAGAGUAUAAUAAGGUUGCUGAUGCGCUAUCACGUAGACCAGACUACCUAGGUGCGCUAGUUUCUGACUUUGGCAUAUCUGAUGAAGUAACUCAAUCGUUGGUGGGAACCUAUCAAGAAGACCCUGUCACGAUGGACAUCAUUCGCAAACUUCAGGCAAAAGACAAGGCCACGGAAAGCGAGUUUGUGAUGGUGGACGGGCUCCUCUAACUUGAUAAGGCCGGAAUAAAAAUAUUAGUAGUUC